Selaginella moellendorffii is the source of this 1056-nucleotide messenger RNA. RefSeq names its product pentatricopeptide repeat-containing protein At4g02750-like. Gene Ontology annotation, biological process: RNA modification. Gene Ontology annotation, molecular function: protein binding; RNA binding. The coding region runs from base 1 to 1056 and encodes 351 amino acids. The transcript has a single exon. Lineage: Eukaryota; Viridiplantae; Streptophyta; Lycopodiopsida; Selaginellales; Selaginellaceae. The record is from RefSeq and is a predicted model, not a curated record.
AUGCCUCAGCAGAAUCUCAUCGCCAGGAACACGAUCGUAGCUGCGUACGCUUCGGAGGGCGAUUUGGGACUUGCGAGGAUGGUGUUUGAUGCGAUGCCGGAGAAGAAUGUCGUAUCGUGGACGACGAUCGUUAGAGCGUAUGCGCAAAACGGUCAUUUACGUGAGGCAAGGGUGUUGUUUGAAAAGAUGCCUGAGAGGGAUGUCGUGACCUGGAACUCAAUGGUCACAGCCUAUGCUCAGAACGGACUGGUUGAUCAAGCUGUGGAUGUCUUGAAUCAGAUGCCUUGCAGAGAUGUGGUUUCCUGGCACGUUACGAUUCCGGCGUAUUCGCACAACGGGCAUAAUCAGCAGGCCAUCGCGUUGUUUCGAAAGAUGGAUCUUGAAGGCUUGCAACCCAACGAGAUCACCUUCGUUACGAUCUUCGACGCCUGUGCAACGGUCUCGUUGCUCAGAGUCGGGAAGCUGAUCCACGCCGAAGCCGUCCCCGCCGGAUUCAGCGCGUUGGAGCCGGUUUCGACGUCGAUCCUGACAAUGUAUGGGAAGUGCGGCAGUCUGGAGGAGGCUCGUCGGAUCUUCGAUGCGAUGCCUGAAAGACGCACGGUGUCUUGGAGUGCGAUGAUAUCUGCAUAUCCAGAGAGUGGUCAUGGCCUGCUAGCUCUGGAUCUCUUCAAGGAGAUGGGUUUGGAUGGAGUUGAACCGGAUGGAAUCACCUCCAUCGCGGUGCUUUCGUCUUGUUGUCACUGGGAGCUGAAAGACGGGUGGACGUAUUUUGUGAGCUUGAGAAACGACUAUGGUGUUGAUCCCAUGGCUGAGCAUUACAUCUGCAUCGCCGAUCAUCUGGGAAGAGCAGGAAGGCUGGCUGAAGCUCAGGAUUUGAUUCACAACAUGCCCUUCCAUCCUAGUCCCGUUGCUUGGACUCAGCUUCUUAGCGCAUACAAGACUCAUGGGAAUAACCAAACGAAGCUGAAUGCAGAUGAGCUUGCUCAACAAGUACAGAAGUUGGAUGAAACGAACUCGUCCUGUUACGUGCUGCUCUCAAGCACAUACGAAUCUUGA